Messenger RNA from Durusdinium trenchii, 1434 nucleotides. NCBI's taxonomy places the organism in Eukaryota, Dinophyceae, Suessiales, Symbiodiniaceae. The record is from the annotation of a GenBank genome assembly.
AUGGAGCACCUGGGCGUCGCGGAGCUGCUGCGGCGGCGAGGCACCGGUGAGCUCUCACGGGACGAUUUCUUCCGAUGUCUGCAGGACUUGAAGGCCAACACCCCGACGACCCGAAGCUCUGAAGGUCUAGAGCUUCCUGCCUCUCCUGCCCGGCCCAGCACACCCAGCUGCGUGCGAGGCGAGGGACGGCCUUGGUCGUCACCGGGUUCGAGGAGCUCUUCCUCCUUCGCUGCACGCAACGAACUCUGGGAUCUUCAACGCUCAAGGCGCCUGGAGCGGAUGCGUGAGAAGCGCGACCAACAGGAGCUUCGCGAGUGUUCCUUCCAACCGUUUCGUGGAGGGGGCGCGGAGGCGUCCACGAGCCUUUCGCCUUCCUCACAAGCUGCGUUCUGGCAGCGCCUGGCCACCAGCCGUUCGCCGGGGUACCGGGUCUGUCAGAGAUUGGAGGCUUGGAAAGCCGAGCGAGAUUGGGAGCUGCGAGGUGAGUGCACCUUCAACCCGGACACCUCGCGGAGUUCCAGAAGUUUCCAACAGUUGCGGCCUGGGAUGACCGCUCGAACGCCAGAGCGAAGAAAGGCCUCAAGUGUCUCUGAGCUUGACCCCAGCUUCACGCCAAGCACGAACCCAGUGCCAGCGAGGAUGAGAAGUGCCCAGGCCUAUCUACAGCAGAGUGUCUUCCGUCGCUUGUCACAGCCGACCACGCCGCGGAGGGCCACUCCGGCGAGCUUCGCGUCUUCCCCGCGCCUGAGCCGUUGCCGUUCUGAGCCAGGGCUCAGCGAGGGAGAUCGUAGCACGGCAAAUGAGUCACUGCUACGCUUUCUCCAGCGGCAAAAUCUCUGCGAGGAGGCGCGCCAGGAGAGAAUGGAGCGCUUGGAGGCCUCGGUGGCCCCACCACUCAGGCCGGUGCUGUGUGAGCGAUCGCUCCAGCUCGCGGCACGAGGGCGGACAAGGACACCUUCGCCUCGAAGGGCCACGCCAGCUGAAAAGGAGAUGCGCUUCAAGCCACGCAUCACAUCGUUGGCGAGGCAACACGACUUCCGUGGCUUCGACCAGCUGGGCCCUCUGGACCAGCGCCGGCGCGAAGAGCGUGCUCGGCGGCGGCUGGAGGAGAAAUUCAGGAAGGAGGCGAAACAAAGCGCACACUUCUUCAAGCCUGUGGUGAACAGCUAUCAGAACAUCGGUAGCCGCAUCAAGGUUUUGGAGGAGCCUGACACCUACUUGGAGCGUGUCUCGCGAACUCGGGAACGUGCCCUCCAGGUCAUCAGGAACCAAUGCAAGGAGGACUUCAGCUUCAAGCCGAAGGUUCAGCCCGCGCCCUCCUUGGUGCAGCGCAUGGCAAGGUCCCAUCGCGCUCUUCGGGAGAUGCGUGAAAAGGAGAACCGCUCCAAGGCAUCUUCACGGCCCGCUUGGCAGUCCUCAACGCUGCUAGAGUGA